AUAUAAAACCACUAUCCUCUCCAAUAAAGAAGAAAAAAAAAAACGUAAGAGACCCCAUUAACAACAAACAAAAACAAAACCCUUUUUAAAAAAAUUUGAUUUGAGAUAUGGGAUUCUUGCACAAGCUUUGGGAUGAGACGGUGGCUGGUCCCGCGCCAGAAAACUGUUUGGGGAAGUUGAAAAAUCACAUUCCCGACGACAGUGUCACAAGAAAUGGUCACCAAAAGUUGAUGGUGAAUCCAGGUCGUGUCUCGGAAUCUCCUGUCGGAUCAAUCAACCCCGGUUCUCCUUUGACUCCUGGGACACCAAGUGAAACGCAUGCCGCAAGUCUCAAUGCAUGCGAUUGGAUUGUGCUAAACGCAUUAGACCGUUGAGAGAUUAAAAGGAAAACAAAAAUGUACGCUAUGAAUGUUAAUAAGGGAAGAAGUAUCCUAUAAUCCAACUACUUUGUUUUGUAAAUUGUAAUAACAGUGUACAUAAUGUAUAAUGGAUUUAUGUAAAUAGUAAUCGCUUUUUGGAAUGUAUGUUGGUGUU
Molecule: messenger RNA, 534 nt
Organism: Eutrema salsugineum
Lineage: Eukaryota; Viridiplantae; Streptophyta; Magnoliopsida; Brassicales; Brassicaceae
Product: dormancy-associated protein homolog 4-like
Exons: 3
Coding region: 108-374 (88 amino acids)
Source: RefSeq, a predicted model, not a curated record